Molecule: messenger RNA, 740 nt
Organism: Suillus discolor
Lineage: Eukaryota; Fungi; Basidiomycota; Agaricomycetes; Boletales; Suillaceae
Exons: 1
Coding region: 9-581 (190 amino acids)
Source: RefSeq, a predicted model, not a curated record
CAACGGUCAUGUCAGAAGACCUUCCACCACCAUACACCCCAGCUACUACAGCACCACCCAUCUGGGAACCUCACUUUAUAGAUCUAACCCAAUAUUCCUCUCUUAUUGUUCGCAAGCCCCUGGAUCCUCCACCUGACUGCUUCUCCACUCCGUCACCUCCAAGAGUGAAAUCUAACGAUUUCCCUCCAUUCAGAAUCCCCUGCGUUGGAAACAACCUCGCAGAUGGUUUUCGCAUUCUUUAUCCCUCGGGUCUACUUGAGAAACAUGGCAUUCAACAGGCAGACUGGACUCGCUUUCUAGAGGAUCUUGGAGUCUCUGCUCGUCUGGCGGGUCAGGGACUUAGCGCAGUUGGUUCUCGUGUUCCCAUAACACCACACCCAGUCCGUGGUAUAUUUGGCACAAGAGCAACUGGGGUCGCAUAUGACUCUCAGUUUGCGAGAAGCCCUAGGGAUGAGGUGCAGACACUCAUUACCGUUUGGAAUCAGUCUGCGUUUGAACGACGCAAAUUACGUGUCACUCUGCACAUCACAGGAGGGCUGGAUAACAGGGCCGCUUACGAGCUUUUUGUCGAGUCUCUUUGAAAUGCUUAUGAUAACCUUUAUCCAUAUCACCAGAAAUCCUUUACAUUUCAGCAUCGGGUGUAACACACGUUAUAUGUACGUUCGUGUCCACACUUGAUCAUCCUCGCACAACUUUUGCAAUCUGAUUCACGCUACUUUAUGAACAAAUUGUCUUUGAAG